CCGCACCGGAACCGAGCACCGCGCACACCGCGCACACCGCACACACCGCACACCACGCCGGGACCCCGCUCCGCGCCGGGACACGGCCCCGGCAGCGCCUCCCGCCGGCACCGGGGUCCCGGCGGUUCCCGGGGCGCAGCGGAGGCAGGAAGGAGAAGAGGGAUCCCUGUGUCCCCACUGCCCUGCCGGAGGAAGGAGGAGCCGAGAGAAGGCUCUCAUCGAUCCUUCCCAGCUGUGCGGAGCAGCCGGGGACUCAGCUGUGAGCUGCCAAACUGACGGGGAGGACGCUGUCCUGCUGCCUGCCUGGUCCCGUCCUGCCUGGUCCCACCCCACCGCCAGCACCACCGCUGUCCCCUCUGUCCCCUGCCAAUGCCGGCAGGUGGAGGCUGCACGCACAGUCACUGCACUGGCAUCCCAAGUGUGAGACCAAGCUGUGGGCCCUGUUUACUCCUGUGGGACAGUGGCCAUGGGGGCUGCUCUCUCCACUGGGGCGAUCGUGGCAAUUUCUUUUAACUGUGUCAUUGCGUUGCUCAUCCUCAUCCUCUUCCUCAUCCUCUGCAAAGCUUGCAGGACCCCUUCAUGUCCCAAGAAGAGCCCAGCUUCUGAUGUGGAUGAGUCAAGGAAUGAAGAGAAGUACCUGCUGCAGCCCUGAUCUGCCUGAUUUGGGGAGCUGGGUACCCGGCUGUCCCAAAGGAGUUGCCCCAGCCUGGAUGCUUGUGCUAGGACUGGGGUGCCAGACUAGGCAUGAUGAAAGCAGAGGGGACACUCAGCUGCUCACAGGGGCCGUGACAGGGGGCACAGUCCUUUGCCUUGGCAGUCUUAGUGUGUGAAGUUCCUGCGAGUGCCUGCAGUGAUCAUGGGGAUAGAGAGACAACAGAUGGGGAUGUGCUACAGGGACAAUCAUGCCUGUCCCAGCGGCCAGAAAGCACAGCAGGAGCCCUGCCCUCAUGUGCACCCUGUGCUUGGGAAGAGCCUGUGGGCCCAGGAUAGUGGCCACCACAGCGCAGACCUGAGCAAGGCUGGGUGGAGGCUCGGAGAGAGGAGGCAGCAGGGCUGGUACAGGCACUUUUUCCCAAGCAGGCUGGCUGUUCAAUGGUGGGGUGUGCCCAGGGGGACCCAAGCAGCCCUGGCCCUGCCGGCAGAGCAGGGUGUUACCAGUCCAGAUGUUUGGGGAUGACCCUGGGGUGCCAUGGGUCCCCAGCCUCAGGAUGGCAUUUGGCACACAUCUGCCCAAGCAGCCAGUUUGAUGAGGCACAAGAGGGUCUGCAUGGUCUGCCCAAUCCUCCCCAUUCUGUCUGUCAAUCCCCUCCAGCAUUAGCACUAAUGCUGCUAGGCAAACAGCCCUCUUCCUCACCGUGGGUUUGUCCCUGCCUUCCCUCCUGCCUACUGCCA
Neopelma chrysocephalum (saffron-crested tyrant-manakin) is the source of this 1392-nucleotide messenger RNA. RefSeq names its product energy homeostasis associated (gene ENHO). Bases 467 to 652 code for a protein of 61 amino acids. The transcript is spliced from 2 exons. Lineage: Eukaryota; Metazoa; Chordata; Aves; Passeriformes; Pipridae. The record is from RefSeq and is a predicted model, not a curated record.